AUGUCCCCAAACACCAUGAAGCAAUGGAUCAUUGACCAACCCGACCAGAAUAUGGGAGGAAUGCACCUGACAGAAGUUUCUCUUCCUCCCGUUGGCAUCCACGACGUCUUGGUGAAGUUUGAAGCCGCGGCCCUGAAUUAUCGUGACUGUGCUAUAGCUAAAGGAACCUUCCCUUUUGCUCACAAGUAUCCGAUUAUCCCUGUGUCAGAUGGUGCUGGUGUGGUUGUCGAGACUGGGUCUCACGUGAAGGAAUUCAAAAAGGGUGACAGUGUUAUCACUGUUUUCAAUCAGGGGCAUCAGCAUGGUGACAUCACUCCUUACGCAGCAUCUACCGGUGUUGGUGGAACAAUCGAUGGCUGCUUCCGUCAGUUUGGUGUUUUCGACGAAACAGGAUUGCUGGAACGGAACGCCUUGUAUGGUUUGAAGCCGAUCAAGGCUGGACAGUAUGUGCUUGUGCAAGGAACAGGCGGCGUCAGUGUCUCUGCAUUGCAGUUGGCCAAAGCUGCCGGUGCCAAGGUUAUCGCGACAACGUCCUCGGAUGAAAAGAGCAAAAAGCUACAGGAACUAGGUGCUGAUCACGUUGUCAACUAUCGAACCACCCCGAAUUGGGGUGAGGUUGCCCGGCAGCUCACUCCCGACCAAGCCGGAGUUGAUUAUAUCAUGGAUAUUGGAGGCACCGACACGCUUGAACAGAGUUUGAAAUGCAUUAAGAUGGACGGAAUCAUAACCUUGAUUGGGUUCCUUGGCGCGAGUGACCAAGCUCAGCCUGGGCUCUUGGAAGCCUUGAGCCAUAUUUGCACCGUACGUGGUGUUUAUGUUGGAAGUCGCGCAAUGUUGAAGGAUAUGGUUCAAGCGUUUGAGGUGAAUAACAUCCGUCCCGUUCUGGACUCGAAUGUUUUCAAACUUGAACAAGGCAAAGAAGCUUUUGAAUACUUGGCUGCCCAGAGACACAUCGGCAAGGUGGUCGUUCAGAUUGAUUAAAUGGAUUCACGCUCGAAUAAACUUCAUCGUGGAGAACUCGG
Messenger RNA from Aspergillus steynii IBT 23096, 1022 nucleotides. Its product is annotated as zinc-dependent alcohol dehydrogenase family protein. Bases 1 to 981 code for a protein of 326 amino acids. Lineage: Eukaryota; Fungi; Ascomycota; Eurotiomycetes; Eurotiales; Aspergillaceae. The record is from RefSeq and is a predicted model, not a curated record. The transcript has 5 exons. Gene Ontology annotation, molecular function: oxidoreductase activity.